UCGACUUUUUGACAUUUGACAUUGACAAUUGACAGUGGCGUUUCAAUGUAUAUAUAAAAUAAUUACAUGCCGUAAAAUCUCAUUAUUAUAAAAUACUAACAACAGAAAAUGCCUAAACCAACAUGUGUCCAGUGUAAUACGAAUGACUCGUUACUGUGGCGUAGCGGUGAAAACGGACAAAUAUGUAAUGACUGUCACCUCGCUAACACAGCCAAAGAUUCAAAACCAGAAGCCACAGUAAAAGCUGAGAACGACGAAAUUAAAGAGGAGAAGGAAGAUAAAAAUGGCAAAACUGACGCUGAGUCGACGCCUGCGAAGGCGACCGGUAAAGGGACAAGAAAAAGUACGAGAUCAACGAGGUAUAAAGCAAAAACACCGGCGCCCGCACCGUCUAAGCCGACGGCGCCGCGGGGCCGCGGUCGCAGAAGUAUAUUUAAGAGACAGCCACUCAAAGCGCCUACAGCCACCGCCACUGUGGUCACUAGUGACUCUGUAUUCUAUAAGGGCACAUACAUGCAGGUGGGUGAUAUAGUAUCAAUGACAGAUGUUGAAGGAGGCAUCUACUACGCACAGAUCCGGGGCUUCCUCACAGACCAGUACUGCGAGAAGAGUGCAGUGGUCACAUGGCUACUGCCCACAAAGGCCAGUCCACCUCCCGAGAAGUGUUUUGAUCCUGCCACAUAUAUUAUUGGUCCUGAAGAAGAGCUGCCCCGCAAGCUUGAUGUCAUGGAGUUUGUGAUGCAUGCUCCAUCUGACUACUACAAAACUGGUAGCAACCCCUACCCGCUCACAGAGAACGAUGUCAACAACUACACUGGUUACAUAUGGACGUCUCUUGAACCCAAGGAGCGAACAUAGAAUUAUAUUAGUUUGUUUAUUAAA
Messenger RNA from Manduca sexta (tobacco hornworm), 882 nucleotides. Its product is annotated as GATA zinc finger domain-containing protein 1. Gene Ontology annotation, molecular function: sequence-specific DNA binding; zinc ion binding. The transcript is spliced from 3 exons. Gene Ontology annotation, biological process: chromatin organization; regulation of DNA-templated transcription. The record is from RefSeq and is a predicted model, not a curated record. NCBI's taxonomy places the organism in Eukaryota, Metazoa, Arthropoda, Insecta, Lepidoptera, Sphingidae. Bases 109 to 858 code for a protein of 249 amino acids. Gene Ontology annotation, cellular component: nucleus.